Molecule: messenger RNA, 6626 nt
Organism: Penaeus chinensis
Lineage: Eukaryota; Metazoa; Arthropoda; Malacostraca; Decapoda; Penaeidae
Product: trigger factor-like
Exons: 4
Coding region: 4797-5126 (109 amino acids)
Source: RefSeq, a predicted model, not a curated record
AUAAAAGAAUCUUGGUAUGAUUUCGCAGGCCAUUAAAAUUGAUGGUGGAUGCCUUGGUGUAAGAUCUCUUGUGUUACGAGGUACCUAGUUGCAAGAACCUCUUCUAAAAUAUUCGAACACUGACCAUUCCUUUACUUAGGGAAGUCUCUGCCAUGGCACCACAUAGACCUAACCUGAUAACACUUUAUUACAUAAAACGGUUAUUGCAUUUCUUUUAAUACUUGCUCACCGUCUGUUGCCAAGGUGGGGCUUAGGAGACGGACUAGGAUCCAAUGUUUGUCGCAACAAACCACCCCCCCUUUCCCCACAACAGCUCUUCCUGGUAUUUGGAUAACCUGCUAAAAGUAGAGCAGGUUUCCAUAGUCGACCUGAUCUUUCUGGUCUGGUAGGCUACAUCUGAAACCCAAGCUAUAGCAUUAUCAAAUUAUCUGGCAAACCCAUUACUGCAUGGUUCUGCAAGAAUGGGGCUGCCCUGUAUAACAAAUUGGUAAAAUUGUGGGGAAAGAAGUGCCUUGCAGACAGAGGUGAUAUCGAUAAGACUGCUAUAUCCCUCCUACAGGCCAUAGAACCCCACCAACACUACCAAAAAUUACUUUCUGUAGACCUGACCUGACCUUUUUUUAAGGUUUACAUUGGUGAAUCCCUCCAUCUAACAAUCCAUCAGACAAGAUCCACCUUCCUGUGUCGGUCAAUUGGAGGCUCUAGGACCUACUAAACCCUGCCAUUCCAAUGCCCUCUGUACCCAACCUGGCCAUGCUCAUUCAAACUGCUCUGGACUGCAAAGUGCAGUAGCUACCAUAAUCUGUUUUACAGUGGUAAGUUUGAUUUUAAACUUGGCCAGAAUGGGAACAGACUUUUCUUUCUGCCCCCUCCCCUCCCUCCAAAGACUUUUCUAAAUCUCUUCCUCCCACUUCUACCCUCCCUCUAAAUUAAAAAUGGCAAAAGAAUUUGACCAAUGCCCCAAUUUUCAUUAGCCCAGAUACUCCAAUCUCUACUUGCGUGGUACUUACCCCUCUUCCUCAUCGUUCAACUACUUGUAUGCGACAAGCUUAAUGUUCCACCCCAUCUACCACAUCCUCCUACAUGAACUACUCCCCUUCACCCCUCAAAAGUGUCCCCCUUCUAAACCGUCAGACCUUCCCUUCCAAAUCCACUUCAAACUCUCGUACAUUCAAAACUAUCUAACCAUGACCCAAGAUCCAUCCAUCCUCUUUGUUCUCCUGCAACACUUCCUUCCACUCCAUCGAAAUCCAUCCCAUUCCCCCUUGCUUCAUCUGCAUCACCCCCUCCCCUCCCUUCCCCAUUAUUCCUUCUACUCCUCCAUGGAUACUGUCGCAACCUUCCCUGGAUAUGCUUUCUCCUGAAACUGAUCUAAUUGGCCCCUUUCUCCUUUCGCUAAUCCCUAUUUUCCCCUACAGACCUUUUUGUAGAAUCUUACUUCCUCCUCUGACAACUUAGAUCUAAUCACCCUUCACCCCUAAUUGGCCCAUUUACUCCUUCUCUACCCUCCCCCAUCUUUGCCCCAUUCAAUGUCAUACUAUCCUGAAGGGUCCCCCAAUACCUUGCUGUCCUGAAGGGGGUUGGGGGGGGGGGUAGGAGAUGGAGACUGAGGCCCAGUGUAAGAUUACCUCUUCCUUGUAUUUCAGCCCUUGCCUCAACUAAUUUUGCAUAUUUUCUAUUCUUUCUCUUCAUCCCUGUCCACUAACUUAACUCCUCUUUAGCCUUUUCACCACAAUACUUUAAUGCUGAGAGACCUUUGGGGGUUUCCAGAAUGGUCAAUGAUCAAAACAAACAUCACCUUGUGAACCAAGAAACUCCUUAGCCAGGUGCUUUGCCCUCAAGCCCCACCCUAUUGCUAUAUUUUGAAUAUGCCACUAAUGAUCCUAGAUGUCAACAUUGCAGAACAUUUCCAAUAAAUUAAUACAAACGCCUAUUCCAAAACUCUCCUUUCCUUCGCUCCUCUCCCAUCUUCCCCAGAUAUAUUUCCUUUACUGACCAUCCUAUUUUUUUUUAAUAAAGAUAUUCCAAUCCCUUCCUCAAUGCUUACCCCUCCUCCUCAUCCUCAUCCUCCUUCACUUUACAUGUCGUACCAAUCCAUCUAAACGUUUCACCCCAUCUACCACAUCCUCUCCUACACCCACCUCUUCCUCUUCUCCUUGGACAUCUGUCGCCUCUUUCUCAUAAGAAGCGACAGAUGUCUGUCAAACGUCCAGAACUCUUGAACAUCCAAACUUACUAAACAUGACCCAAGAGUGCUCCUCUCUCUCAUCCACCCUCCAAUUUUCUCUAUCCCUAUUCCCUCCUCCAAUCAAAGUAAUUACUGAUAUUUAUCCAUCCUUUUCAUGUUCCACCAACACCUUUCUCCCCCUCUCCCCUUCUUCCCUUCUCCUUGUACAUCAUCCCCUCUUCUUUCCCCAUUAUCCUUACUGCUCCCACCACGAUGCUCACGUGAUUCCCUUGUCGCAACAGUAUCCUUCUGGUCCUCCCCCCCCCCCCCCCCCUGACGUUUUUUCCUCUUUCCUUAUCUCGAUCCCAGGAUGAUUUCCUACUUGUCACCCAUAUCUACUCUUAUUAUCCACUGACUGCUUUUUUUGUUUUUCUCCUCCCCCCCCCCCCCUCUCUCUCUCUCUCUCUCUCUCUCUCUCUCUCUCUCUCUCUCUCUCUCUCUCUCUCUCUCUCUCUCUCUCUCUCUCUCUCUCUCCAUCCCUGUUGUCCAUGUAUCCUGACCGUUAACCAAUUUUUACCCCUUUUCGCCACUAUUUUUUCAUAAUGCUGUGUGACCUUUUGAUGUUUGGAUCAAUUAUUUUUGACCAUUGUGGGUUUCCAAAAUAAUCAAACUUCGCCUUGUGAACCAGAUAACUAUUUACCUGGAGGCUUCACCACCAAGCCCAGCCCCAUCGCUAUAUUUUGAAUAUACCGCUAAUGACCUUGAAUGAUGCUGAAAAAUAAAUAUGCAGCAAGUUCGCUAGGGACAUACAAAUUCCCCUGUGAGUUUGCAGUCCAUAUAGAAUCGGGAAGUGUUAGCUUGUAGUAAUAUUAAGGCAGCAGCAGGACAUUGGAUGUCUUUUCUAGAGCAGAACCCCCCCUCCCCCCCUUGAUGGAGUCAACGGUUGGGAAUGAAACGUCGGCCAGGCAGAUAUCUCGAUAUGGUACUGCUAUGGCAUGGAGAAGGAUGGGCUCCGCCAUGCGACAUCUCCCUGGACACACCACAUUGAAGAUAACAAUCACAACUCGAUGCAUAUCGGCUCGGCCGUCGCCCGGAACAAGGACCAUGCUUUCCGUUGCUGGCCAUCAGGAUGGAAGUGAAAAGUAUACUGCUGAUGGACCAUAUCAUUACGUGCCAGAAACCUCACCAUUGGCUCCUGGAAUGUGAGAUCACUGAGCACUGAAGGGAGAGUUGAAGAAAUACAUGAAAUGAAGAGGUAUUGAUGAAACAUUUUUUGACUUUGAAGUAUGUUGGGAAAACUUUGGAGAAACGUGUGUAGAAUUCAUGUCUAACAAAUUGCAAGAACAACAACGAAGGGAAGUACAGGAAAACUCUAUAUUCACAAAGACAAUGUGAAUGCCAUCGUGGGUUGUCGACCAGUCUCUAGCCGACUCAUUACCAUUCGUCUGAAAGCAAAAAAGUCGUACCAGACGCCCAAGAAAGAUAUUGUAUUGUAAAACGACUGGAAUGCAAAAAAAAAAAAAGAGGAUACGUGCAAGAGCCGGAAAGGGACAUGUGGCCAAUAUUGCAACUCUGAGACCAACAAAAGAUUUGAGGCUCCGAGAAUUCGCUAGUUACAACAUUCAGAAACCACAAACCAGACAUUAGACAUGGCACAGCCUGGGAGAAAAUACCACAAUCAGAUCGACUACAUAAUUAUCAAUCAUGAUGAUCAAACUCCGCCUCCAAGGAAUGAAAAAUAAGAGUAUGUAAGAAUUAACUCAAUCUCAACAUCGCAGAAACUUUCCAAACUAUGAUAGUAGGAAAGAUGACAUUCUAAAGUUGUGCGACAAACAUAGAGAACUUAAACAAACGAAGAAUACAGCUGAAAAAAACCGUAUUCUACAGGGAAGCCAACCAAUAAGUUAGAAAAAGCAUGAGAAAAGCAGAGGAAACAUGGUUUGAAGACCAGUGCCAAGGAAUCGACAACUUGAUCAGAACUAUAAGAUACCUCUACAAGGUGAUCAGCCUAAUCUAUCAUAACAUUAUUAGAAAAUGGUUCCAAAUAACAAGUAGAGUACGUCAAGGUUGUCUGUUUUAGAAAGAAAGUUCACCAUCUUGAAGUUGCCUCCACAGCAUGUGGCAUGCUGUGGAGGCACAGUUGAGAAGACAGUUGAUGACAAAUAGCACUAAUGGCAUCAGCACUGACAUCACCAUAGACAACAAAAAACGGGAGACCGUCCAUAACUUCAAAUAUCUGGGAGCUAUAGUGUCGGAUGAGGGCUCCAAAGCCCAAAGUUCUCUCCAGGAUAGCCCAAACCAUAGCUGCAGUGACCAAACUAAAAAUUGUUUGGGACGACAAGAACAUCUCCAUCAGUUCUAAGAUCAGAAUGAUGCGCUCAUUGAUAAUGUGGACAAUAACAGCAGAAAUUGAGAGAAGGAUACAGACAUUAGAGAUGAGAUGUUUUCGGUAUCUCUUAGCCAUUUGAAGUCAUGGUGAUACAAAGCUAACCACCUAAACAUUCGGGUCCAGGGCUAUUAUCAGAAUCGCUAGUGAACUGCACACUAUUUUCCUUGAUAAAUAGAUACCCUGGCUUCAGAGAAAACGAAUAUUUUUCCCCGGCGAAGCGGUUUCAUUUCCAUUGAGCCAAUGGAGGGGAAGGUCAUGUGCAGAGAUGUCAGCAAAGGAGGAAUCUUGCUUAAAAUUACGAUCUUGUCCAUAGAAUAUUGUUGGAAGACAUUCCCUCUGGUUCAGAAACCAGAUGAUGAUGAUGAUGAUGAUGAUGAUGAUGAUGAUGAUGAUGAUGGAAGUGAUGAUGAAGCCGAUUUACCAGAAAACAAUACAAAUUCAGAUGCUGAAGAGGCAGAUGAACCCACUGACCAAGUGUUGCCAGAUCUCGAAGACGAUGUGAAUAACAAUACUCCAGAUGUUUCUUCAUCUUUUGAAUGUGCAAGUGCAAGAUUUAUGUUUUACUGGUGACUCAAUGGGACCGACUUCCAUCUUUCAAAAUCUAGAUAGAAUUUCACCUCUUGCUAUUUUUUAUAUUUUUCUUAGUGAUGCUUUAUUUGAUAAUAUUGUUUUUCAGACAAAUCUAUAUGCCCAACAAAAAGGAAAAUCAUUCAAGCCGAUUACAAAAUCAGAAGUACAGAUUUUCACAGGGAUAAUCUUUUUGAUGGGCAUGAAGAAGUGUCCUUCCUAUAGGGGUUAUCGAGCAGCAAAUGUUUGCCUUAGGUGUGACUUCAUUGCAAAUACAAUGAGUUGGACGAGAUUUGAGUAGAUUCUAACCCCCCAUUUGCAUGUGAAUGAUAAUAGGUUAAGUCCGUAGAGAUGAUCCACACUUUAACAAAUUGUACAAAAUACGACCUUUCCUUGAUUGCUUAAAUAAUCAAUUUCAGAGAUUCAGACAAUAGAUGAAUCUAUGAUCGGUUUCAAGGGUAGAAGUUCCCUAAACCUAUAAGACGUGGCUAUAAGGUUUGGUUAUGAACUGACUCCAGUGGUUUUGUGUGCCAGUUUGAUAUAUAUACACAGGCAAACAAGGCGGUGCCCCUAAUGUUGGUUUAGGAGAAAAGGUUAUGCUCGCCCUUUCACAAGCACUACCGCAUAAGGGAUACAGGAUGGAUCCUUCUGGUAGCAGUGUCACCAAAUGGACUGACAUAAAACCUGUCAGUUUCAUUUCUAACAUGCACAACCCUUCAGAGAUGAGUACUGUUAGUCGACGGAAGAAAGAUGGAACCAUAAUUGAUGUAAAUGCUCCUAAUAUUGUUACUUUUUAUAGAACCAACAUGGGAUCUGUUGAUAAAACAGACUGCCUGAAGUCGUACUGUGAAACAGAUAGAAAAGCGAGGAAUUGGUGGCGCUGCAUCUUUUUCCACUUCUUGGAUGUUGCAGUCGUAAACUCGAUGGUUAUAUAUAGAAUGCUGGAUGAAGGUCAAGCUAUGAACUUGAAGCAGUUCAAGAUCUCCCUUUGUACUAGCCUAAUUGGUGCAGCAGGAAUGGACUCAAGGGGUCCAGCAUCCAAGGAUAUCCCAAGGAGAAACCGUAAACGAAGACGAAAACGAAUCAUUCCUGAAGGGAUCAGGACAAGCCAAACUAAACAUAUGCUAGCUAUUAGCCAAUCAUACAGACGCUGCAAUCAUAGUAGCACAAAAGCAGAACCACACAGAACAAAGUGGAUAUGCUCAACAUGGAACUGCUUUGCUGCUUUUCAUAAAUUAGAUGAUAUGCAGUGAUCUUAGGUAACAGAAAAAGAAGUGUAAUUUAUAUAAUUUUGAAAGAUGAUGAUGUCUAAUUUCAAGUCUAUGGAAGUGAUAUUGUUAUAUAAGAACCUGCUUCGAAGACGCCGGGUGGUUGGCGAGAGUAACCACUGCUGUGAUUCUUGAACCGAAGGAAAUUUUUAUUACAUGGAAUCUUAAUUUUGUUCAACCAUGUUUGAGAUUUAUCACAGUAUAUGUUAAAAAAAAUAAAUAGAAAAUAAAAAAU